Molecule: messenger RNA, 2052 nt
Organism: Stylophora pistillata
Lineage: Eukaryota; Metazoa; Cnidaria; Anthozoa; Scleractinia; Pocilloporidae
Product: piggyBac transposable element-derived protein 4
Source: RefSeq, a predicted model, not a curated record
AUGGCGUCACACUCAAGGACGUAUACUGUGGACGAAAUAUUGGAGUAUUUAGAUGAUAAUUUCGACAUUCCCGAUGAUGGCUUGAACUCAGACAUUGAAGGGUUUGAAGAUGAAGAAUCCGACGACGAUCAGGGCAAUUUCUUUCCAGAUCAUGACAUGGAAAUUGGUGAUAAUGAAGAAGAAGUUACUUUGGCUGCAGUUGACAUUCGAGAAUCACCUGCUGCUGAAGCAAGUGCUGCUAGAGGAACAUUUAAAGGGCUUCUGCAAAUGGCGUCACACUCAAGGACGUAUACUGUGGACGAAAUAUUGGAGUAUUUAGAUGAUAAUUUCGACAUUCCCGAUGAUGGCUUGAACUCAGACAUUGAAGGGUUUGAAGAUGAAGAAUCCGACGACGAGCAGGGCAAUUUCUUUCCAGAUCAUGACAUGGAAAUUGGUGAUAAUGAAGAAGAAGUUACUUUGGCUGCAGUUGACAUUCGAGAAUCACCUGCUGCUGAAGCAAGUGCUGCUAGAGGUAGGCCAAGAAAUUCAUGUGUAAAUGAGUACGAGUGGAGCAGAAAAGCAAGUGAUGUGGAUAUUCCAGGAUUUACUCAGCCUGUAGGACAAGUGAAUCCGCUACCAAGAGGUAGUUUGGUUCUUGAUUUUUUCCAGCUGUUUAUUGAUAACCACAUUCUGGGAAUUAUCAUAAGGGAAACAAAUCGCUAUGCCCGCCAGACAAUGACACAGAGGCAAAAGGAUCCAAAUUCAUGGAAAGAGGUUUCUUUAGAGGAACUGAAAGCUUUUCUUGGACUUCUUAUUGCCAUGAGUAUUCACCGGGUACCUAGUUUGAGAGAUUACUGGUCAACUGACUGGGUAUUAGGAGUCCCAGCUUUCUCAAAAGUCAUGGCCAGGGACAGAUUUUUAGACAUAUAUUACAAUAUUCAUUUGUGUGACAAUUCACAAAUGCCCCAACGUGGCGAUGAAAACUUUGAUAAGCUGUUCAAGGUGAGGAGUUUUAUGGAGAAUCUGAACACAAAGUUUAGAAUGAAUUACAAUCCUCAUCGAGAGCAGGCAAUAGAUGAGGCCAUGAUCAAGUACAAGGGGCAAAUAUCGUUGAAACAGUACAUGCCAAUGAAGCCCAUAAAGAGAGGCAUAAAAAUGUGGUGCAGGGCUGACAGUUCUAAUGGAUACCUGUGCGAAUUCUCUAUAUAUACUGGGAAGUCACGUCAAGGUGUUGAACAUGGACUUGGAUACACUGUAGUUUCAAAUUUGUGUCAGCACAUAAAAGGGAAUUGGUACAUUAUAUUCUGUGACAAUUUCUUUACCUCAGCAAAGUUGAUUGAAGAUUUGUACCAGAACAAGAUUCUUUGCUGUGGUACCCUGAGGUCAGGUCGCAAAGGCUUUCCAAGAGAACUGUUCGACAAAGCUGCCAUAAAACGCAUGCAAAGAGGGGACAUUAUUUGGAGAAUGAAAGGUCCCAUGCUGGCGUUGACAUGGAUGGACAAGAAAGCUGUGCAUGCAGCAGGCACAAACCAAAAAGCUCCAUCAGAUGACCUGCCAACAGUCAACAGGAGGAAGAAAGAUGGCACUGUUGAGCAGGUUCCCUGCCCCGAAACAGUGUCAUCUUACAAUGCCCAUAUGGGGGGUGUCGACAGAAAUGAUCAGAUGAAGUCCUACUACACGAUCCCUGUUGCAGGGAAGAAAUGGUGGAGUAGGAUCUUCUAUGAUUUAAUUGACAGGGCAAUUUUCAACAGUUUUGUUCUGUAUCAGGAAUCCCCACAUUGCGCGUCAAGAAACCUGAAGAAAUUUCGAAUUGACCUUGCCAAGCAGCUUGUUAGCAAUUUCUGCUCACGUGGAAAGAGGGGACGGCCUUCUGAUGAAGGGCCCCAGCUUGCUCGCUACAUUGAGAGGCACUUCCCAGACUUCUUGCCCUUAAAUGAAAGUGGCAAGAGAAAGGAAAGAAGAUGCAAAGUGUGCUAUGACCGGGGAAUAGUGAAGAAGACCAGCUACUUUUGUCCGGAUUGUGACGUCGGCCUGUGUGUGGCACCUUGCUUCAGAGUGUUCCAUCAGCCUUGA